This is a messenger RNA of Lichtheimia ornata, 750 nucleotides long. RefSeq lists its product as uncharacterized. The transcript is spliced from 3 exons. The record is from RefSeq and is a predicted model, not a curated record. Lineage: Eukaryota; Fungi; Mucoromycota; Mucoromycetes; Mucorales; Lichtheimiaceae. Bases 1 to 750 code for a protein of 249 amino acids.
AUGCUUCCACAACCCGAAGGCACACUUCACUACCGAACAAUCCCCUUUAAUUUCACCGAUCACUUGACGGCAUCCAACGUAUUUCAGCCACUGCCAAAUGCAUUCUCGCCACAAGAACGCAUGGUGUUGCAAACUUCAGGGCAAUUACAACGUCUUUUAUCGGCAUUCUUUAAUGCACCGAGCCGUGUAGAAAUACUCUAUAAUGACAUUGUGCCUUAUCAAUCGUCGCCAUUUUUAUCAGAUGAUGAAGAUGAGAGCGUAUCCAAUGUUACUACAACCGACAUCUUAAAUGAUCAUCAAGAAGGUUUAACGACCAAUACAAGGAAGGAUACCCCAUCAAGUAGCAAGCUUGACAUGUGCUUUGAACGCAAGAUUUGUAUGUACUUUGGUGACCGGAUGGCGUAUGAAGCUGAAUCCAUGGUGAUUCCACGAACCAGCGAAACUUUGGACUUGCUCGCAGUACACCAUUAUGGACUUGGUCAAAUAUUUGCUCAUCAGCAACGUUCUCCUGAUUUUACUUUGCAUGCUGUGGGACGACAUGGAGAUCAUCCUGGCUGCAGCUUUUGGAGGGACUAUUCACUCGCUAUCCCUGGUAUCAUUGAUUGCUAUAUCCGUGAGACGUUUGUGGAAGGGUUGCUCGAUGACGUUGAUGAUAUCAAAAGGGAUAGCUACAGCCAAAGACGUAGCCAUGGCAACGGCACAAUUUGGUACAAUGCUGCCGAUCCUAAUAAUAGUAAUACUAAUACGUAG